This is a messenger RNA of Eruca vesicaria subsp. sativa (arugula), 514 nucleotides long. Lineage: Eukaryota; Viridiplantae; Streptophyta; Magnoliopsida; Brassicales; Brassicaceae. The record is from the annotation of a GenBank genome assembly.
AUGACUUCAUGGAAGAAAACAAUCGCAACGCCAUUCAAAAAAGCGGCGACAUUCUUUAACCAACCGCAGCAAACGCCGCACAACCGCCACGCAAACGCGAAGGCGAGGGAAGAACACGAGAGACGAACAGUGAAGGAGCUUCAAGGUGACGUCAUGGCUUGUGGCUAUGAAGAUGUUCUCGUCAUGUGGUCAAUUCUUGACAAGUCAAAUUCUUCAAACAAUCUCUCUUCUUGAUGAAAAUGAGAAAGUGUUGUGCUCUUUUUUUCCCAUGUGUAUAGCUCUGUAUUAGCCCGCCAUGUCUCUCUUCUUUCUACUUAUCUUUAUGUGGUCGCGGCUUCUUUGUUUUUCUCUAAGUUAGAUUUUAGUUAAUUUUUAUCUGAUGAUUAGUUUUGAUUCGGAUGUUGUUAAUCCCUGUGAUGAUCUAAUCGAAAUUACAGUGCGAUUUUUCAUUUGGUCUACAAUAAAAUUGUCUUUGAUAUAACUUUACAAUUUCGGUUUUAUUUGUAUGUUUUUA